This is a messenger RNA of Polistes canadensis, 2364 nucleotides long. It is a transcript of the gene Sms, whose product is annotated as spermine synthase. The transcript is spliced from 8 exons. Bases 112 to 1212 code for a protein of 366 amino acids. Gene Ontology annotation, biological process: spermine biosynthetic process. The record is from RefSeq and is a predicted model, not a curated record. Lineage: Eukaryota; Metazoa; Arthropoda; Insecta; Hymenoptera; Vespidae. Gene Ontology annotation, molecular function: spermine synthase activity.
CAGGACACCCUAGACGCUUAGCGGUUAAUAAAAUUUUGUGUUCCGAGAACUCGAAGGAUAUUAAUUGGUGAUAAUUAAGAAACAUUUGUUAGAAUUAUAAAUCUAUUAAUAAUGGUUGCCCAUACAAUACUCCUUGACUUUACUGUUUGUGCUAAUGUCAUAGCAGACUUGGAAAAACGUUCUAAUUUAAAAUCUGCUAUUGCUAACGUUCUUGGUGAACACUUUAUCGGUUUGAAACCAUUAACAGAAUCAAACAUCGAUGGGAGCUUAUUGAUUUUGUAUACCGGCCCAAGAGGUAGUUUAAUCACUGUAAGAGGAUAUAAAGAAGGCCUAAUUACGUUAAACAUUGAAUAUUUCAAACAGGAUGAUGAAGAUGCAUUGUUAACAUUCGAGCAGUGGCGAUACUUGGAAGCAGACGUUGCCAUGGCUUUGAACAGCCAACGCAGCAAAUGUUUACCACCUGUAAGACGAGGAACCGUAUAUGACCUCUAUCUGACACUAUCAGAUGAGAGAUUGCUCGAAUAUGACAUUGAUAAGCUGGUGUUUGAGGCACGAUCGCCUUAUCAAAAGGUACAAAUUGUCCAUUCCAAAUCUCUUGGUAAUCUUCUGGUUCUUGACGAGUUACAAAAUAUGUCAGAAGCGGAUCUUAUAUAUACAGAAACGUUGAUGCAACGUGGCAAGGAAAAUUAUGCUGGGAAAGAAAUAGUUAUACUUGGUGGUGGAGAUGGAGGUUUACUCUGGGAAUUACUAAAGGAAAAACCAAAAUUUAUAACAAUGCUUGAGAUCGAUGACGUUGUUAUGAAAGCUUGUAGCCAACACAUGAGAAGUAUAUGUGGAGAUUGUUUAGAUAAAAGGAAGGAUGAUAAUUAUGAGAUAAUAGUCGGUGAUUGCGUAAAGGCACUUGCGCAUAUGAUAGAAGAGGGUCGUCAAUUCGAUUAUGUUUUUGGCGAUUUAACUGAUAUUCCAAUCAGUACCACUCCACAUGGUGAUGCAUGGGAUUUUAUAAGAUUAAUUCUAAAUUCUUCGGUAAAAGUACUUAAACCAACAGGAAAAUAUAUGACCCAUGGAAAUGGUGCUUCCUGUCCAGAAUCUCUAAAAAUGUACGAGGAAGUAUUAUCAAAACUCUGUAUACCUGUCACCUUCACAAAAGAUCGUGCUUUUGUACCGUCUUUCUUCGAAGAUUGGAUUUUCUAUCAAGUGUCGCUUAAAUGAUGGAUUAAAAACAGAUACGAUCAUUUCUUUGAAAGACCAAGCAAAUUUUCUUACGAUCUAUUACUUCCGUUAUGACCCAAGUUGAGCCUUAGUUAUAGAAACUUAAACAAAUAAUCAGUUCCUCUCUAAAAGAUAAUUUAACUUCUUAUUCAAAUCAAAACAAUACAUAUAGAUUUGUACCAACAAGUGCAAAUAUUAUUAUAUGUUACAUUCUAUAUGUACAUACGCAUGCGUACGUGUGGUUACUCUAAUUCUGAUAUUAUAAGUCAAACACUAUAUAUAUAUAUAUAUAUAUAUCUUCAUGCUUAAUUAAUCAUUACUAGUAAAAUGUUGAAAUACGUGCUAAUUUAUUUUUUGAAUGUACAGUAUAUAUUGUGCUUACAAUUAAUUAUAAUUUUAUUGAUAUAUUCAGAGAAAAAUUUUUAUAAAUUCAGUUAUUAAAAUACACAUGAACGACCAAAUUAUGUGUACAAUAUACAUAAGAGUGUGUGAAAAAAGAAAACGAAAAAUAGGGUUUAAUAAACUAAUGAUUUCGCUUCGUUUUUAAGUUAAGAAAAAGUCACAAAAAUUAUUUGAAUUUAUAAAUGUUAUUUAAAAAAGAAAAUAAUAGAUAUAAGUAAUUAUCAAGUUCUUUAUUAACGUAAUGUAAAAUAUUUUCAAUGUAUCAUAUUCAAAUAUUACUAAGGAAUUGAACAGAGCAUUUACCAUAAGAUUUGUAACAACUUAUGGGUAAUAUUUUCAGUACACAUCUUUUACAACCGAUAAUUAUUUGAUCGUCUAUGAAUAUUAUGAAUAUUUCUAUAAUAUGAUAUUAAUUAAUUUACACAAUUUGUAUGUGAAAAAUUACGAGGACAAGAAACAAAUUACACAAAAAAAAUAAAAAAGAAAAAGAAUACUUGAAAGAUUAUUUUUUAUAGUACAUUUUCUUGCUUUGAUAAUGAUAAUUAGAAGAGAAUACAUAACAACAGCACAAUAUGGAAUAAAAUUACCAUUUAUAUUCGCUUAUAUAACACCAGUACAAAAAAGACUAUUAUAUAAAUAUUCGAUUACGUAAAAUAGGCAUUCAGUUUUGUCAAACUGAUAAUAAAUAAAGGGUAUAAUUGUAUAUGAACUUAUGUCUUAUUAGAAUAUAUUCGGCACUUCCAAAAGAAA